Molecule: messenger RNA, 2433 nt
Organism: Symsagittifera roscoffensis
Lineage: Eukaryota; Metazoa; Xenacoelomorpha; Acoela; Convolutidae
Product: serine/threonine-protein kinase DDB_G0283821-like
Exons: 2
Coding region: 535-2433 (632 amino acids)
Source: RefSeq, a predicted model, not a curated record
GGGAUUAUGGUAAUUUGGUCCAGAAAUACCUGGGCUGACUCACUUGUUUCUAGUGAGCCGGCAAAAAUUGAAUUCGUUUCGGAACCAAAACAAAAAUGUGUUUCGAAUUUAGAGCGGCCCAGUUUGAAUUCAAUUUAGUCUCAUUAUUUUUGUUGUGCCUUUUUGUUUAAAGCUGAAUUUGACCAUAUCAAUAUUACGAUUAACGAGAUUUUUUACGCUUGCCAGUUCAAAAUUAAUCAAAAUUUUUGGAUGCAGAGCGCACAAAAGUUCAACUAUUAAAUAAUCAUAAGCUGGUUGGCAUAUUGUAAAUUAUAGUCCAAAUUACGCAAAAGAGUGUUAGUUUGAGAAGCUUUACUCUUUUUGUGCUAAAGGCUACUUGAAGACGUUUGAGAAAAUAUCUUAAAAUUGACUUGAGAUUCACAUAGUUAGCUUGUUUCUUCAGGCUUUUGGCUGUUUACAAACAUCUACAACUAAGCCAUGAGACUUUUACUAUCAUAACUUAUCAUAACUGCAUAGCAUUAAAAGUGUCCCAAAAUGUUAGGAUACCACAUUAAUAGCAACCGGUACUCGGUAGCUUUACCUCUUGACUAUCGAAACUACGAGUUUGAACCCCGAGGCGAGGGAUCCGACGAACCGGACCAUGUUUACGGAACAGAACUUUCUAUAAAUACUUCCGCUGUAAGUUCACGUCAACAACCAGGGAUCUCAACUUCACAAUACCGGUCAUUUGCCAGCAGACCGGAAUUCGUAUUACCCAAUAUGCCAAAUGAGAACUUGUUCAUAAGCUCUUCGGGAAAAAGUUAUAUUCAGAACCAAACCCCUUCUUUAAACUAUUCACAAUACUACCCCUCCCAAAAUCCAGAGUCCACGACCUACAACCACUUGGAGUCCGAAAUCCAGGCGGAGGCACGAGCGAUUCACGACCGAUACUUCGGAUCUUUUGACCGAAACGAUAGACAACGCUCGUCCGAAAGCCGAACAGGUAGCAGUCGUUCCUCGUCUAACAAUCCUCGGCCGAACAGUUACCACCAGCACAGUGGAAUGCAAAUCAUGCCUUCCAACGAAGUGAUGUCACCGGCAACUUUCCGAAGACAGUCGGCCGCAUUCCCCAACUCGAUGCCCAGUCCGGCCUUCAAUCGCGGCGCCCGAAACGCACUGACUUCAAACCCCGUUAGACCUCUAAGUGAUUACUUUUCACCGUCUAGAAAUAGUGCGUUUCAUCAACCUGCGACGAGGGUCAUCCCACAUCGGCAAUACAACUCCUCGGGGCAAAAUAGUGCAAUAGCUUCAAACACGACUGCAAGCUCUGAAGCGGAACAUAAAAGCCGAGACGAUUUGCAAAAUUACGAGCAUGAGUCCAUCAACAACAAUCUAAACACCCCAACAAGAAGUAAUUUACCUGGUGCUAGUGUAUUAGUAGGCGACUAUUGGGAACCAAAUCGGACUAAUUUCUCGGUUAAUCAGAACUCACCGGAUAGCAACUCGGCGUUUUCUGCUUACCGCGACAGAACGCCAAUUUUUAAUCAGACUCAACCUGAAUCUACGCUAACUCCGCAACGUGCUAAUCGGAGUUCGGCAUAUAGCAGCGAUUCGUUUACGCGAAGGUUCGAAAAUGGUCACUCUGCGAAUUAUCAAAAUGUAACCUACUCAAAUGAUGAACAAAAUUCGAACUACGGUCAAAGCAUUAAGUGUGACGUUUCUUUCAAGGCGUCGAAAACCAAUUCUAAUCGACGGUUCUCAAAUCCUACCGGACAAUCUAAUGGUCAAAACGAGUAUUCGGCUAAUUACCCAAACAGCAAAAAUCUUCCCGGAGGGACUUUUUUUACAUUUGAAAAUCUCGGAGAGGAACAACCUGACCUUGUCGAUGUAAUUUACAACGGAAAUCGCGCAACUAAUUAUCACCACAGUCAGAGUGCUCAAAAUACUCUUAUGCCGCCCGACUCAAGUCAGCAUCGCGAUAUGUCCAGAUCCCCUAAUCGAGGCUGGGUUAGAAGUAACUCUGAGCGUCGAAGAUACCCAAACGAUUCUAACAGCAAUCAGCCAAUUCACCAUAGCGCUGAUUUGAAUGACGUCCGGAUCCCAGAGCCCGCAACUAUUGUCCACCUUCAGAACCAGUUUUCCAACAUGAGUGCCGGUGACCGGUCAAGGUCAACUCAAAAAGUUAACAACUUCGGAGGUCAAAAUCAGCAACAAAUAUCACCGCUUGUGGAGCAUACACAUUUGUUGACUCAUCCAAAGACUUUUAGUAGUUUACCCAAGGCUAACAGAGGACCAAAGGUUAACUUCCCAAGACCUGAGAGCUACCAGGAUCAAAGAGCGGGUUCGGUUACUCCUCGGAGUAACUCGGGAAGGAGCUACGAGGAACUUCUUCAGAGCGAAAUUGAACAGUUGACUAACCAGCUGGAAAACGAGCAACAAAAUCUCGAGAGGUAA